Messenger RNA from Temnothorax curvispinosus, 2040 nucleotides. Its product is annotated as ATP-dependent DNA helicase pif1-like. The annotation marks the transcript as partial. The record is from RefSeq and is a predicted model, not a curated record. Lineage: Eukaryota; Metazoa; Arthropoda; Insecta; Hymenoptera; Formicidae. Gene Ontology annotation, molecular function: DNA helicase activity. The transcript has 2 exons. Gene Ontology annotation, biological process: telomere maintenance; DNA repair.
AUGUGGAGACUGAACGGAUAUGAUCUGUUCAUGAAGUCUCACACAGUAAUAAGACUGGCAGUUCAUUUGCCUAAUCGCCAAAUGGUUUAUUUCCGAGCGGGAAAUGAAGAACAAGCUGCUCAAAGAGAGCUAACUCGAGAUACCACGUUGACUGCAUGGUUUAAAUUAAAUCAAUCUGAUGAAAAUGCGGUGCAUUUUCUUUACACAGAUAUUCCUUAUCAUUAUAUCUAUGAUAAAAAAGAAACUAAGUGGAAGCCACGCAAAAAGGGUGGUGAUAAAAUAAUUUCAAGACUUUAUACAGAUGCAGCAAUUGCAAAAAAUUUGGUAGAAGCUGAUGAUCUUUGGGAAAAAACGCUGGAAGAAGCAACAGAUUCCAAAACGCCCGUACAACUUCGAGAGCUAUUUGCCUACAUUUGCAUCUAUGGAACUCCAACAGAUGUACUAACUCUUUGGAAUAAAUAUAAAGAUCACAUGAUUGAGGACUUUGUACACAACAAUGUUGUCAAUCCUGAAAAUAUGGCUUUAAACCAUAUACAAGAAAUUCUGAAAAAUAAUGGAAGUAGCUGUGAGAACUUCCAAUUGCCAAAUCCAAUUCCAGUGAAUAUUUACGUCACAGAAUAUAAUGUAGAUGAAGAAAGAAGACGUGGUGACUAUUUAUUAUCAACAUUAAAUGUUGAACAAAGAUACGUGUACGAUAUAGUUAUGCGAGCGAUUGACAAUGAGAAUGAACCUCAGCGGUUAUUUUAUAUUGACGGGUUUGCAGGAAGUGGAAAAACCUAUCUAUUUAACACAUUUCUGAGUGUUAUUCGAGGAAAAAACGAAAUGGUUAUUCCAUGUGCUUCAACUGGCAUUGCAGCCACACUUCUAAAAGGAGGAAAAACUUAUCAUUCCCUGUUCAAACUUUCAAUACCAAUUGAUGAUGGAGCUAAAUCUAAUAUAAGAGGAAACUCUCAAGCUGCACGAGAACUGAUCUCUGCUAAACUCAUUAUAUGGGAUGAGGUGAGCAUGACGGUUGGGCAUGCCUUAACAGCAGUUGAUAAACUCUUCAAGGAUCUAAUGAAGAAUCCUAGACCAUUUGGAGGAAAAGUUAUUUUAUUUGCAGGAGAUUUCAGACAAAAUCUUCCAGUAGUACCUCAUGCACAUAAAGCAGCCAUAAUUGAGUCAACUGUCAAAUACAAUCCUAUAUGGAGAAAUGUAACUCAGGUUAAAUUACAGCAAAAUAUGAGAACUGCGGAUGAAAAGGAAUUUGCAAAUUGGCUAAUGCAAUUAGGAGAUGGUAAAUUGUCAAGUACAGAUGGAUUACAUCUUGAUACAAUUGAAAUCCCCCAGGAUUUUAUAUCAAAAGAAUCUAUUAUUACUGAGAUUUUUGGUGAUAGAAUCACCACGGAACAGAUUAGAGAAAAUCCAGAUCGAGCGAUUCUUUGUCCUAAAAAUGAAGAUAUUUUCAAAAUUAAUGACGAAAUCCUUCGUUUAAUGGAAGGAGAAGAAAAGGAAUAUCUAUCAAUUGACUCUAUUGUAAGUGAUGAUCCACAAGAGCAAUUGAAUUGUCCGACUGAGUUUUUAAAUUCUAUGACACCUUCUGGAAUGCCAGUUCAUCGACUUAAAAUAAAAGUCAGUGUUACAAUUAUCUUAUUAAGAAAUUUAAAUACUAAGAAAGGACUUUGCAAUGGCACAAGAUUUAUUGUUACAGAUUUGAAACAUAAUCUUAUUUAUGCGGAGGUUCUAACUGGUCCUGCUCGAGGCCAGAUUGUCUUCAUCCCAAAAAUCGAUUUCAUUACAAAUGACUCGGAAGUUCCAUUCAAGCUUAAACGGAGACAGUUUCCUAUUCGAGUAUCAUUUGCUAUGACAAUAAAUAAAUCUCAAGGACAAACUUUACAAAAAGUUGGGAUUUAUCUGCCACAUCCUGUAUUUGCUCAUGGUCAACUUUAUGUGGCAUUUUCUAGAGCAACCAAAAAGGAAAAUGUCAAAAUUAAGAUUGAUGAAACAAGCAAUCAAGGACAUCUCAUUGAAGAAAAUCCAGAAUCUUAUACAAAAAAUAUC